Messenger RNA from Aureobasidium musti, 225 nucleotides. The record is from the annotation of a GenBank genome assembly. NCBI's taxonomy places the organism in Eukaryota, Fungi, Ascomycota, Dothideomycetes, Dothideales, Saccotheciaceae.
AUGCAUAUGGGCCACUACUGUGCCAUCAACAUCCAUCAAGAUAUGCUGAAGCAUCGCUACGGACAAACUCCCGUCUGUAAGGAGUUGUCUGAGUUUCCAAGCAUCAUGGGUUUAGCAGUAGGAAAGAAGGCUGUCAUCUACGAUUCUACAACUGGAACUGCAUCUGGAGAAGAUUUGAUGGCCAGCUACUUUGGCAACGACUUGGCCAAUUCAAGUAAGUGUUGA